GCUUCCGCAGCGGUGCAUUGUGGGUGUAAAUGGCAGCCUCCAGUAACAUUGUGACAGUGACUUAGGAGAGCCGGUAACUGACAAGAUUUUACUGGAUCCAGCUGCUGUGCAGUGUUUAAUGUAUGACGAGGUAUCGGCGACGGCGACCAGCAUGAAGGUUUUCUGUGGACGCGUUAACCCCACUACCGGGUCCGUGGACUGGGUGGAGGAAGAUGAAAAUUAUGAUUACCAUCAGGAGAUCGCUCGAUCAUCAUACGCUGACAUGCUGCAUGACAAAGACAGGAACAAGAAGUAUUAUGAGGGAAUCUGUGCGGCUGUGAGACGGGUGAAGGAACGGGGGCAGGAUGCUAUAGUUCUGGAUAUUGGAACAGGCACUGGACUCCUGUCAAUGAUGGCGGCUGCCGCUGGCGCGGACUUCUGCUACGCCAUUGAGGUUUUCAAGCCGAUGGCUGAUGCGGCCACGAGGAUCGUGCAAGCCAAUGGUUUUGGCGAGAAGAUCAAGGUCAUUAACAAACAUUCAACAGAGGUGACCGUGGGGCCAGAUGGAGACAUGGAACAACGUGCCAACAUCCUGGUUACUGAGCUGUUUGAUACAGAGCUUAUCGGGGAAGGUGCUCUGCCCAGCUAUGAACAUGCGCAGCACAAUCUCAUGCAGGAGCAGUGGGAGGCUGUCCCUCACAGGGCCACGGUUUAUGCCCUUCUCGUGGAGUCACAAAGGCUGUGGAGUUGGAACAAGCUGCUCCCCUUGAGUUUGGAUUCGGUGGAUAUCCGACCCCCGCCUGAGAUGGAGAGCUGCCCCGGGGCCCCGUCGGUGUGUGAUGUGCAGCUUAGCCAGCUGAGGCCGAGUGAAUUCACGAAACUAAGCGACGUCCUCUGUGUAUUCCGGGUAGAUUUCAGCGAGCAAGUGAGCAGUUCUGCGGUGUCUCACCCCGUACGUUUCAGGUCAGAGGCCGACGGGGCAGCUCAGGUGGUGCUGUCCUGGUGGGACAUAGACAUGGACCCAGAAGGGACUAUAGUAUGCAGUAUGAAGCCAAGCUGGGCCUAUCCCACCGUGCAGCCCGCUCCGUGGAGGGAUCACUGGAUGCAGUGCGUCUAUUUCCUACCAGAGGAACGGCAGGUGAAGCAAGGAGAGGAGCUUUGUUUAAUUGGCCAUCAGGAUGAUUACUGUGUCUGGUACAGCCUAACCAAACCUAGUGUAGAAGCACAGACCCAGGUACCUCUGGAACGCCCAGCAUGCCACUGCGGAGCCCAUAUCACGUGGAACCGAGCUCGGUUUGGGGAACUGAAUGACCGGCACAGGAUUGAACGAUACAGAGAGGCCAUAAGGAAGGUUCUCACCCCGAGCAGUGUGUGUCUGUGUGUGAGUGAUGGGAGUUUACUUCCGUUCCUAGCACACUCUGUUGGAGCCACACAGAUUUACACUUUAGAGUCUUCCUCUAUGUCCCAACAUCUCAUGGAGAAGCUUUUCCAAACCAAUCAACUCGGAGAUAAAAUCAGAGUCCUCCAGAAACCUCCGGACGGUGUCACUGCCGCCGACCUCCAAGAUGGGAAGAUAUCUGCAUUGAUUGGCGAGCCUUUCUUCACCACCAGCCUCCUGCCCUGGCACAACCUGUACUUCUGGUACGCCCGCACGGCUCUCUCGUCCAAGCUCGACACGCACUGCGCUGUGUUACCCCUCAACGCGUCUCUCUACGUCCUGGCCGUGGAGUUCAAGGACCUCUGGAGGAUCCGAAGUCCUUGCGGGACCUGUGAGGGAUUUGAUGUCAGCAUUAUGGAUGAGAUGAUCAAGAAUUCUCUAAACUUUCGGGAGUCCCAGGAGGCCGAACCUCACCCACUUUGGGAAUAUCCCUGCAGAGCCCUGUCUGACCCCACCAAGGUUAUGACCUUUGACUUUCGAGAGUUGGUCCCAACAGAGGAGAUGAGCGCGGAGGGUUCUUUAAACCUGGUGCGGUCCGGUGAGUGUCACGGGGUGGUCCUGUGGAUGGAGUAUCAGCUAGCGGAGGACAUUUCCGUCAGUACCGGGCUGCUGCGCGUGUCCAAGGAGAACGGCGACUGUCACUGGUAUCCAAACCGCAAACAAGGCGUUUAUUUCUUCAGUUCGCUGUUGGAUCCGGAGCCAGCUCGGACGCACAUCUCCAUUUCCAUCUCUUACUCUCUGACUUUCACCCCCAAAACGGGAGACAUCUGCAUGCGCUUCACGCCGCUUUCCUAGCAAUUCACUCAGCCGCUCAGUGUUAUUUCCUCAUUCUCUGAAGGAGAUUUAUCGGAUACCAAUAAAAUAUUUUGUUUUAUAUACCA
This is a messenger RNA of Spea bombifrons (plains spadefoot toad), 2298 nucleotides long. RefSeq names its product protein arginine methyltransferase 7 (gene PRMT7). Gene Ontology annotation, biological process: peptidyl-arginine methylation. The record is from RefSeq and is a predicted model, not a curated record. Gene Ontology annotation, molecular function: protein-arginine omega-N monomethyltransferase activity. NCBI's taxonomy places the organism in Eukaryota, Metazoa, Chordata, Amphibia, Anura, Pelobatidae. The transcript is spliced from 18 exons. Bases 119 to 2212 code for a protein of 697 amino acids.